Molecule: messenger RNA, 1857 nt
Organism: Aspergillus viridinutans
Lineage: Eukaryota; Fungi; Ascomycota; Eurotiomycetes; Eurotiales; Aspergillaceae
Product: putative glycosyl hydrolase
Exons: 1
Coding region: 1-1857 (618 amino acids)
Biological process (GO): carbohydrate metabolic process
Source: RefSeq, a predicted model, not a curated record
AUGGUAUCACCUUUACCUAUAUCGUUAUUUCUAUAUCUUUGUGCUCUAUUUAUGCAAUCUGGGGCCAUUGCGCUGGCGCAAGUGCCUCAGGACGUCCUUUCCCCGCAGCGACCAUUUCCUCAGCAGCCAAAGGUGCCCGGGACAUCAUCUGAAGAAUGGCCUUUGACACCCCCAGGUUUGAUCGGAGAGACGGAAGACUCCAUUCGCAGCACGCUGGGGGAUCUUGUGGAUGCCUUGAAAGUAAUGCAAGACGAGUAUUUUGAGUUGUGGCAGGGAAAGUGGCCGACUGCGAUUGACUGGACGGCUGCUGUCCUGGGAACUCAUGUCUCCGCUACCCUCUCGUCGCUCACUUCCACCGUGGGCGAUGUUCUGCUCUCAACUCUUUCUGCAGACAUCGAAGAUGCCGAGCGAGAAUCCCAGUCCGCCAUUCAACGCUCACUGGCGUUCGAGAACUUUAUCAACCACUUCUUCGACCAAACCUCUGCAUUCUACUAUGGUGAAGAUGCGAUUUCUCUGAGAGGGCAAGCUUAUGACGACAUGCUUUGGGUUGUACUGGAAUGGCUGGAGAACAUCAAGUUUCAGGUUCUACAUUCCGAGUUGCACUACGAUCGGUCGAACGCGACCACAAAGCGUCGCUGGCAUGGAGUUCAGUAUCAGAUUCCAGCAGCUCAUCGAGCGCGACUCUUCCACGAGCUUGCGUCCAGUGGAUGGGACCGCUCGCUCUGUGGGGGCGGAAUGAUCUGGAGUCCGUAUCUCUGUCCUUACAAGAAUGCAAUCACGAACGAGCUCUACAUAUCUGCCAGCAUUGGCAUGUAUCUUUACCAUCCCGGAGACGUAAUCAGUUCGCCCUUCGCUUCGGCCUCAGCAACUAGCGAAGUUGCGUCUGAUGGAUAUCCCCACAAUCCUGCUCAUCUGCAAGCUGCCAUCGAGGGUUAUGAGUGGCUCAAGUCUUCGAAAAUGAUAGGUGUCGGGGGCUUGUAUGCUGACGGGUUUCACAUUAGUGGCUGGCAAAGCGAAACACAACCUGGUACGCGCAGAUGUGAUGUUCUCAACCCCAUGGUAUACACCUACAACCAGGGAGUCAUUCUCAGCGGACUCAGGGGCCUCUGGCUUGCAACUGCAUCACAGGAUUACCUGCAAGACGGGCACGAACUCGUUCGGAAGGUCAUCCGUGCUACUGGAUGGCCCAACAAGGACGACAGAGAGUGGGCUGGCCUUGGUCGCGGUGGGGUGCUUGAAGACGCCUGCGACUCUUCUGGCAGCUGCUCACAGGACGGGCAAACUUUCAAGGGUAUAUUCUUCCAUCAUCUCACAGAAUUCUGCCGGCCUAUAUAUCCGCAAGAGGAGCGAUUCUUGGCCGCUGCGAAUCGGACGUCGGAAGCAGAGGACAAUGAUUGGGAGCAUGUUUAUGCGUGGCAUUUUGCCAGAUGCCGGGCCUACCGACCCUGGAUCGAGCACAACGCAAAUGCUGCCCUUCUUACGAGGAAUGACGACGGCAAAUUUGGCAUGUGGUGGGGCAGAAGAUAUCGUGUCCUGGAUGAUGCUAUUCUCGAUCAAAGCCCUUUGCCUCCUGGCGCAGUCGAUUAUAAGAAUUACGGCAGUAGAGACGAAGGGUGGUCUAAGGAGCCAAUUGGUGCGCUGCGUGGCCGUGCUGGCAGCGCAGAGAAGCCAGAGUCCUCGGACCAACGACGGGCACCGAGAGAGAUAUGGAUCUGGACCAACAGGCCGACGUUGGCCGACGUCAGGUCGAAGGACUAUAAUGAUCGAGGACGAGGACGUACUGUUGAAACACAGUCAGGCGGCAUCGCUGUGUUGCGCGCUCUGUAUCAGUGGAAAACGACCGCAUCGUUGUCGUAG